Messenger RNA from Bufo gargarizans (Asiatic toad), 5113 nucleotides. It is a transcript of the gene XPR1, whose product is annotated as xenotropic and polytropic retrovirus receptor 1. Gene Ontology annotation, biological process: cellular response to phosphate starvation; phosphate ion transport. NCBI's taxonomy places the organism in Eukaryota, Metazoa, Chordata, Amphibia, Anura, Bufonidae. Gene Ontology annotation, cellular component: Golgi apparatus; cytoplasm; plasma membrane. The record is from RefSeq and is a predicted model, not a curated record. Gene Ontology annotation, molecular function: inositol hexakisphosphate binding.
GCAAGUGGCAGUUUUGGCAAGAUGGCGGCGGGGCCAGUGAGGAGGCAGAGCUGGGGGAUGCUGUGAGACAGUCAGAGGAGCGGACAGCGGCGUCACGGGCAGCAGGACCCGCUACACGGAGCUGACGAGAGGGCAGCACCAAGGGACAUUCACGGCCUCAGAGGAAGGUAUACGCGACACCCCGGGAGGCUACCGGACAGUGCGGGACACAUGAGCCGGAGCAGUUCCCGGGAAGCACCGGUAGCGGCGGAAGAAGAAGAAACAGCCGGAGGUCCUUGAGGGCCGGGAGCGGGCCCUUGAGGGCCCCAGGCUCAGGAUGAAGUUCGCAGAGCAUCUGUCGGCUCAUAUCACCCCGGAGUGGAGGAAGCAGUACAUCCAGUAUGAGGCUUUCAAGGAGAUGUUAUAUGCAGCCCAAGACCAGGCCCCAUCUGUAGAAGUAACGGACGAGGACAACGUAAAACGAUAUUUUGCCAAGUUUGAAGAGAAAUUCUUCCAGACAUGUGAGAAAGAGCUUGCCAAAAUCAACACCUUUUAUUCAGAAAAGUUAGCAGAGGCUCAGCGACGCUCGGCUACCUUACAAAAUGAACUGCAGUCUUCACUGGAUGCACAAAGGGAAAGCAGCCGGUUGCCAGCCCUCAGGCAGCGGAGAAAGGCCCUCCUUACCCUCUCGCAUGAGGAAAGAGUCCAGCACCGAAAUAUUAGGGACCUGAAACUGGCUUUCAGCGAGUUCUAUCUCAGCUUAAUUUUACUGCAGAAUUACCAGAAUCUUAACUUCACAGGGUUCCGCAAAAUCCUAAAGAAGCAUGACAAGAUCCUGGACACCGGUCGCGGUGCAGACUGGAGAGUGGCUCACGUGGAGGUGGCGCCAUUCUACACCUGCAAAAAGAUCAAUCAGUUGAUUUCUGAAACAGAGGCUGUAGUGACAAACGAGCUGGAAGAUGGCGACAGACAGAAAGCUAUGAAACGUCUGCGUGUGCCACCACUCGGAGCUGCCCAACCUGCUCCGGCCUGGACCACGUUCAGAGUGGGCCUGUACUGUGGUAUAUUUAUUGUCUUGAACUGUGCAGUUGUGUAUACAGGUUAUAUGAAUUUUGAAAUUGGCGAGGUGUGGCCCCUGGUGAGGAUUUACAGGGGUGGCUUUCUGCUAGUGGAGUUCCUAUUUCUCCUUGGCAUCAAUACAUAUGGCUGGAGGCAAGCCGGUGUCAACCACGUCCUCAUAUUUGAACUAAACCCACGUAACAACCUCUCACAUCAGCAUCUUUUUGAGCUUGCAGGGUUCCUUGGGAUGCUGUGGUGCCUCAGCCUUUUCGCCUGUGUCUUCGGACAUCAUAUCUUUUUGCCAAUGCAGGUGAAUCCACUGGCCCUGUACGGCUUCAUGCUGCUCUUCCUCAUUAAUCCCACUAAAACCUUCUACUACAAGUCUCGCUUCUGGCUUCUUAAAUUAUUGUUCCGAGUGUUCACCGCCCCUUUCCACAAGGUGGGCUUUGCGGAUUUCUGGCUUGCUGAUCAGCUUAAUAGUCUGGCUGUGAUCCUCAUGGACCUGGAGUUUAUGAUCUGCUUCUACAGCUUUGAACUAGAAUGGGAAAAUCCGAAGGGACUCCUCACAGGAGCCACUGGAAAGUGUAACACGUAUUCAUAUGGAGUUCGUGCUGUGGUUCAGUGUAUCCCAGCCUGGCUGCGCUUUAUCCAGUGCCUGCGACGAUACAGAGACACCAAGAGAGCUUUCCCCCAUCUGGUGAACGCCGGAAAGUAUUCCACUACCUUCUUCAUGGUGACGUUUGCUGCCCUCUACCAAACUCACAAAGUUCUGGAUCACUCGGAUGCUCAGGUCUUUUUCUACCUGUGGAUCAUCAGUUACUUCAUCAGUUCCUGUUAUACUCUAAUAUGGGAUCUGAAAAUGGAUUGGGGCCUAUUUGACCGGAACGCGGGGGAGAACACCUUCCUGCGAGAAGAGAUUGUGUACCCGCAGAAGGCUUACUACUACUGUGCCAUCAUUCAGGAUGUUAUCCUCCGUUUUGCGUGGACCAUACAGAUCUCGCUCACACAGUUAAACCUUCAUAACAAUGCUUCAGAUAUUAUAUCCACCGUCCUAGCUCCUCUGGAAGUCUUCCGGCGCUUUGUGUGGAACUUUUGACUGGAGAAUGAGCACCUGAAUAACUGUGGUGAAUUCCGUGCCGUACGAGAUAUCUCAGUGGCCCCUAUGAAUGCCGACGACCAAACACUGCUGGAGCAGAUGAUGGAUCAAGAGGAUGGUGUGAAGAACCGAGCCAAGAGCAAAACAUGGAAACGGAGCCAGAGCAUAACCUUGCGCAGACCACGCCUGUCCUCCCUGAGUAAGGCCCGAGAUGCCAAGGUCCUGAUUGAUGACACCGAUGAUGAAGCAAACACAUGAAGCAGUUACUGGCUGCUUUCAAAGUCCACUCUCCAACCAUCUCUUUCAGGCUUUUCAUCCCCCUCCUGGCUUCUUUUUAUCCUCUUACUUCACCCAACCAUUACGGGGCUGGCCUCCUGCACGCCUGUUGAACCCACUAAAAGAUUUUGGUCCCUCCGCAAUUCAGAGAUAACAAAAGAAGCCAAGGACAGACCUUUCUAUACCCAAGUAUUACCAAGCUGGAAAGGACUGUCGAAUUGGUGGGUGGUCAAGACGCCACUGCACCAAAUCUCCAAAAUCUUAUUGCUUGCCUGACUUCAGAAGACUUGAAAUAAUAGUUUCUUUCGCUGUGGCCACCCGUGCUGGGAUUGUUGUCAUAGUCACAGACGAUCACCUUUGUCUUACAUCCUCCUCUCUUGUCCGUUCCUUCACUUCACUAUUCAUGUUUGUUUGCUAUCAUUGAUAUUUUGUGUUCCCACCCCCCCAGCAGUGCUGGAAGGGGUCCCAAAGAUAAAGGGGCUGGGGGAGUGACAGGACUUAGAGUUAAUAACUCUCUUCAUUUAAGUUAUCUUCAGUCCAUUGUUUUAAACCAAAGUUUUGUUUUCAUUGCUGUUCUUCGCGAUUUCCAUUUUACUGAUCUUUUUUUUAUUUUAUUUUUUUUGCUGGACAUGUUCAGAUCCUCCAUUCAAUCCUAGUGGCGCGCUGCCACCUCCGCGUCCGACAGAAGCCAGUUUGGGCAAGGGGGCCUGUAUUCCGCUCUUUGUAAGAGCCGAGCACUCCCCUUUUCAUAACCUCAACAGCCUGCACUUAGGGAAGUGUGCCUAACCAUUUUGCUGCUGAGUAAACUAGAGCAUUACAGGCCUCCAAGAGCAGAGGGGUAUAAAGCUAAAACAUUCUUCUAUAAUACUGCCAGACAAGUGACAUGCAGGGGAUGCAUGCCGAAAUGCAAAGUAUUCUAUGUGACGUCUGUAAGUGCAGGCUCAUACUGCUGUCAACUGUUUCAUUGCUGCCUUCUGGGUUCUACCCACAUUUGCCAGCAGACCUCCCUACAAGGGCUGACAAUAGGGAACCAGUCUUCAACCCCAUCCCCUCCUUAUCCAGCACUGCAGUGGAUGCACAAUGCAGUCAUUUGGAAGGGGGCAGCAGAGUGUUAAAAUAAUAAUGCAUCAAUUUUAGAAACAAGUGCUUGGCUUUGAAGAGUUCAUUCACACCUUCUCCAUGAGACAGGUCCUGAAGUACAACAAUGCUGCCCCCCUCUCAUACCCAUUUGCUUUCUCCAGUUAGUGCAAGGACAAUCUUUUGAACUAGACCUCUGCUUGGUGACAAUUUUACCUCUACAAGAGUCUGCCUCUCUCAGCACUUCUGCCUCCUCUUCUUUAGCCUAAGGGAACACGUGGGGGGGGGAAGUAGUGCUAAGAGAUAGUGAGGGUUGUGACCGCUGCUUUGUCUUGCUGUAGCUGUAUAUGUGCAUUGCUGUUCAGCUUGGCUUCUCUCGUCCGUGCGCAUGCUUCGUUUGUUCCUUCCAGGUUAUGGAGGGAAUAAUUUGUGGUUUUUAAAAUAAAAAAUAAAAAGAGAGGAGCUUAGCCGCUGAGUAUAGGGAUAGGGCGCCGUUACUCUUAGCAGCCCUGCCUGUUUACGACUGCUCAUGGUGGAAAGGACUAGGGGUAUUAUCCCACUGAAAUCACUAUUACCUACAGAAGUAAUAGAUUAGAAUGUGUCAAGUAUAUAACAUUACUUCCUACCCGGGACAAUCUAACAUUCACCUGUAUUGAAUGGCAACCACAUGGUUUGUUGUUCUUAUGCAAGGAUCUGGAGUCCUUCCAUUACUGCCAGAUAUAUACCUUGUAUAAUAACAUUGCCGUCGCGGGCUUUGUUGGUUACAUUCCCUAAAAUAUAACUACUGUUUACUUAGAAAAUACCGCUAGAAAAGGAGGAGUAUCUGGAUUGGGAUGGCCAAGUGCAAGAUCGCCACCUUGCCGAUGUACCAUCAGGCUUGCACCGUCUGGUCCACGGUGGUGCUGUUGUGGAUAAGCUUCAUGAUUUGCGACAGGACUGAUCCAUUCUGUUCACAUCCGGAGAGGAGAGAAUGGGCUGCCGCUCCUAUCGUCAUCGUAACAGGAGCCCCCUCCCUGACUCAGGCACAGGCCUAGCUCAAGCUUGGUAGCUGUGACGUAACCAAUGUGUUCUUCUCGUGUAAGAUGUGAUGUACGUCCGUGCCGCAAGGGAAACCUGUCUGGAAGAGGAAUGUGGAAUGCCAGGGAAUAAAGGGGAAUUUAAAGCACACUCCGUCCCUCCCUGCUCCCCUCUCCAGCUCUCUGUCCCCACUGUGAAGCUCUCUCUUCCUGCUAGAUGUCUCCAGUAUCAGCACUGUGACUUGUUCUUUCUGGUGCAUUCCUAUGUUGUGUCCCUGCAACCCACAUCUCCUUUUGAUCUUUUUUUUUUUUUUCUUUUCCACUUGUGUUUUUCUCCACCUUUCCAUGCCAUGUCUGCCCCUUUCCCCUCCUGUUCUCUCUGAAAAUGAAGAACAUGAGACAAUCCUUGCUUGCUCUUCUCUGUGGCUGUGCUGAUAGAUUUUUGUUCCCUUUGAUGGAUAUUAAGAGUACUUUUUUUUUUUUUUUUUUAAUACUGUGGAGUACUUUCUGGUCAGUAGGAACAUUUGGCACAAAGUGCUUCUGGUUUGUAGAUUGUAUAAAACAAAUUUAUGUGGCUUUAUGUGUUUAUUUUUUUUAUUUUUUGGUAAAA